Molecule: messenger RNA, 1481 nt
Organism: Panthera uncia (snow leopard)
Lineage: Eukaryota; Metazoa; Chordata; Mammalia; Carnivora; Felidae
Gene: IMP3
Product: IMP U3 small nucleolar ribonucleoprotein 3
Exons: 1
Coding region: 14-934 (306 amino acids)
Biological process (GO): rRNA processing
Cellular component (GO): small ribosomal subunit; Mpp10 complex; small-subunit processome
Molecular function (GO): snoRNA binding; rRNA binding; structural constituent of ribosome
Source: RefSeq, a predicted model, not a curated record
GGCAUCGGCCUGAAUGAGAAGAAAUGAUUACCGCACUAGGGGAUAUAUUUCUGGUAACUUAAGACCUCGUGGAAAUUUAAAACAAAAAACAAAACCAAAAACACCUCGCUGUGUCGCCCCCGGCCUGCUGCCCCACCUCCGGCCUUUCUUCAGUACUUCUCCCACUCGGCUUCAGCCAACGAGAAAAGAAGAAACGCGAGAUAGAUGCAUGGGGCGUGGCUAUACUCUGACCAAUGGGAAUCAAGGGCGUGGCCUUGAGCCUUUCUUUCAUUGGCCCAGGGUCCCCAGGGCGGCCUGCACUUCGGCUCCCAAGCGGAAGCCGCGCCGCCACUGGUCUGUGCUUUUAGCUUUGGGUCUUGCGGCACCGGGAGCCGCCAUCAUGGUGCGGAAGCUUAAGUUCCACGAGCAGAAGCUGCUGAAGCAGGUGGACUUCCUGAACUGGGAGGUCACUGACCACAACCUACACGAGCUGCGCGUGUUGCGGCGUUAUCGGCUGCAGCGGCGGGAGGACUACACGCGCUACAACCAGCUGAGUCGGGCUGUGCGUGAGUUGGCGCGGCGCCUGCGCGACCUACCCGAGCGCGACCCGUUUCGCGUGCGCGCCUCGGCCGCGCUGCUGGACAAGUUGUAUGCUCUCGGCCUGGUGCCCACGCGCGGCUCGCUCGAGCUCUGCGACUUCGUCACGGCCUCGUCCUUCUGCCGUCGCCGACUGCCCACCGUGCUCUUGAAGCUGCGCAUGGCGCAGCACCUCCAGGCCGCCGUGGCCUUCGUGGAACAGGGCCACGUGCGCGUGGGCCCCGACGUGGUCACUGACCCCGCCUUCCUUGUCACGCGCAGCAUGGAGGACUUUGUCACCUGGGUAGACUCGUCCAAGAUCAAGCGGCACGUGCUGGAGUACAAUGAGGAGCGCGAUGACUUCGAUCUGGAGGCCUAGCCGACCGAUCUGGAGGCCUAGCCGAUCGUCCCUGCCUUUCGAGGAUGGGAAAGCUGAGACCUGAUGCUUGAGAUUCUGUGAGGGCGCUUGCCCCAAGAGUGUAUCGGCCAAGUCGUUGGUUCUUAAGAACUUUGUCCCUCAGCAGCAGGUCACGCACAGAGCCAAAGGGUACGGCCGUUUUCCAUAAACUUUUCUUGGUCCUUGGACUAUUGAUAAUUACAUUACUGAUUUAAGAGACAAUGGGAAGCGGUUUUGUGCUGCACUGCGGAAUUGUUAGAUUAUGUACCUGAAACAUUGUAGUGCGAAGGAACUUUGAGCCCCUCCCCUCCCCCUAGCUUUCCCUUUAUUAUCUUGUAGCAGGACAGUUUGGUUAAACCUGUUUAAUUCGAGUACUUGCUCUUGUUUUGUGAUUAAGCUAUGUACAGACGAUGGAGAGUCUGGUCUCAAGUUUUCAUAAAAUGGGUGAGAUUAGUAUUCAGGGACCCACCCGUGCCUGAAGGAAUGCUUUCCUAAUGCCAAUAAAUGGCCCAACUUUUGUAAGAGCAAA